Anopheles marshallii is the source of this 390-nucleotide messenger RNA. Its product is annotated as cysteine-rich DPF motif domain-containing protein 1. NCBI's taxonomy places the organism in Eukaryota, Metazoa, Arthropoda, Insecta, Diptera, Culicidae. The record is from RefSeq and is a predicted model, not a curated record. The coding region runs from base 1 to 390 and encodes 129 amino acids. The transcript has a single exon.
AUGGAAACGGCGCGUGAAAAAUCCGCCACAACAACUGAUGCAACGCAACAACACACGCCGAUCGCGUUUCGGUGUGAACUAUGCGGUUUGAAUGAAAACUGUGAUUAUCGGGGCCGACGACCACCAUUUGCCAGCAAAAUUGAGCUUCCCGAAGAGUGUUAUGUAAUGCGUGAUCCGUUCGCACCACCACCACAAGCCGUACCUGAUAAACCGGCGAGCGAGCACUAUCUACUGCUGGGUGCGGAUUGCAAUCUCUGUCGGAGAACGGUCUGUAAAGCGAGUGAGUGCAGUUUUUUCUAUGGUGCUACCUUUUGCCGGUGUUGCUGUAUGCAACGGGUGCAGGAAUUCCCGCUCGAAGUGCGAAGCAAAAUAAAGAAACAGUUCGCAUAG